GUGUGUGAGUGAGGGGGAGAGGUUUGGCCAAUUCUAUACCAUGUAUACGUACGUGUUCACUAUAUCCCCGCCCCUGGUUUUUUUUUUCUUCAGGAAAUGUUAUUUCCUACUUUUGCACACCAAGCUUUAUCUACUGAUUUGCACAGCAGGGUCUAUGAGAAGGUUAACACUUUUGUGUCCUCUGAAGAAAGCUGUCUGGUGGACAGAUCAAAAUGGAAGAAGAUGCAAUCACCACAACAUUCUACUAUGAUUUUAAAGUUCCCUGCCAAAAUUUUGAUGUGAAGCAAACAGCAUCACUGAUCCUCCCUCCACUCUACUCCCUGGUGUUCAUUUUUGGCUUUGUGGGCAAUGCUCUUGUUUUUCUGAUCUUGAUAAGAUGCAAAAAGCUGAAAAGCAUGACUGACAUCUAUCUGCUCAAUCUGGCCAUCUCUGAUUUGCUUUUCAUUGUCACACUUCCAUUCUGGGCUCACUACGCCGCAGACCAGUGGAUCUUUGGAGAUGCCCUAUGUAAGGUACUGACAGGCUUCUACCACAUGGGUUUCUUUGGGGGAGUCUUCUUUAUCAUCCUCCUGACCAUGGAUCGGUACCUGGCCAUCGUCCAUGCUGUGUUUGCUCUGAAAGCGAGGACAGUCACCUUUGGCAUUCUGACAAGUGUCAUCACUUGGGUGGUGGCUGGGUUUGCCUCCCUCCCAGCAAUCAUCUUCACCAAAUCACAAAAGGAAGGUAUCCAACACACCUGCAGCCCUCAUUUCCCCUCAGAGCAGUCCACUCUUUGGAAGAACUUCCAAACUUUAAAGAUGAAUCUGUUGGGGCUGGUGGUGCCUCUGUUAGUUAUGAUCGUCUGUUACUCAGGAAUCAUAAAAACAUUGCUCCGGUGUCGGAAUGAGAAGAAGAAGCACAAGGCAGUGAGAUUAAUCUUUGUGAUUAUGGUUGUUUACUUUCUCUUCUGGGCCCCCUAUAACCUUGCACUUCUCUUAAACACAUUCCAAGAUUUCUUUGGUCUGGACAAUUGUGAGAGUUCCAAGAGGCUGGGCCGAGCCAUUCAAUUAACAGAGACACUUGGAAUGACACACUGCUGUAUCAACCCAGUGAUUUAUGCCUUUGUUGGAGAAAAAUUUAGGAGAUACCUCUCUACUUUCUUCCGUAAAUAUAUUGUUCGGCACUUCUGCAAACGCUGCCCCUUCUUCCAUGGGGAGGCACUUGACCGAGUGAGCUCAACAUAUACCCCAUCUACUGGGGAGCAGGAAGUCUCUGCUGGUUUGUAAAAAGGAUUCUUUCUUUUCAUGAAAAAAAUGGCCUUUGUGGUCCUAUAAGUCUUGAAAUUAACUGACAAUCUUAGAAAUUCAAGAACUUAAAUCCCUAAAAAGCAGGGGAACACAAGAUUACUCAGACUCCAUUAUACAAAACUGAAUUUAGCAUUCUCACUUUUCAAUAAUUAAAUCACUGUUGUGGGGUGGUCCAGCCUCCCACAGGGGACGGGGUCUUGAAGGUGGGAUGGUGUUGGUGGGAUGAUGGAUGGGACACAGCUUUCUCUUCAACCCACAGCACAGGUUUCAUAGGAUAAACUGCUCCCCCUUUGGCUGAGACUUAGCUUUAUUUUAUACCCUCAUGAUUGCACAUCUACAUGGCACACAAUUUAAUUCUCAACAUAUACGUUUCCAUAGAACAUAACAACAGACAUGAAGCUUAAGGAGAUAGUCAACAAAACAUUGUUGCCAAGUGCAGGGUCAGAGGGUUGGGGAAUUCAAAGCACAGAUUUGCCAGAAGUUUUUAUGCCUAGAAAAGAAGGUCCUAUCUAAGUGGUUAUAUAAGAAUCCUUAGGUUUGUAAGUGGGAUCUUCUGAUAAUAUUCUGGGGGACAGAGUCGGACAUCUGUAUUAACCCUGCAAGCAUGUUGAUCUCAUAUAUUUUUCCUGGGGCUAAGAAUAAUAAUCAUAGCAAUUCCAAUAAUAAGGGGAUGUUAAUAAGGAAAAUCACUUGGGGGGGGUGUCAGUGGAUGUUUCCAUCCUUCCUGGGGGCAGCUUUGCAGUCCCUGGUUUCAUGUGUGACCAUGUCAAACAGCAUGGUCUUUGAUGGCUCCUGGCACAUCAUCCCACAGUAUUAGAAGACUCCUUGAGUAUCAAGUGACUUUCCUGAGUUAAAAUAGAAUGGCUUGGAUCCUUGUGUAUCUCUCCCAUUUAAUCUAGUCAAUCCUUAAACUCUAUAUCUAUACUAUAUACAUACUUAUAUACAUAUAUACCCAUACACACAUAUAUAUAGUAGCUGAGUCACACAUUGUCUUUUUCACAGGUCAUCAUUAAAAUGUGCUAGAUCAUCAGGGUGAGGGCAAAUAGAACAAUGAGAACCAGACAUUCAAGUACAUGGAUUCUUUUGCAUAAUGGGUAAUGUUAUGAAAUAUAUACAUACAUGAAUAUAAAUAACAUGUUUCAAAUAUUAUUAUUAUGACUUUUGUGCUUAAAAUGAAAUAUAAGAUUGAAAUCAAAACUUUUUGUAAUAUUAUUGUAUGAAAUAGGAAAAUAUAUAUACAUAUAUACAGUUAAUCAACAAGCAUGUAUUAUGCAACUACUAGAUGCUAGCUCUUGGGGAUGCAGAUAGAGAAGUGAAAUCAUGGAGCAGCUAGGUAGCUCUGUGGAUUGAUAGUCAGGCCAAGAGAACUCCUGACCAGGAGGUCCUGGGUUUGGGUCUUGCCUCAGACACUUCCUAGUUGGGUGACCCUGGGCAAGUAAGUCACUUAACCACCAUUGCAUAGCUCUUACUACUCUUUUUCCUUGGAACCAAUGUUUACUAUUGAUUCUAAGAUGGAAGAUGAGGGUAAAAAAAAAAGAAAAGUGAAGCAAAUCAUGUUUGCUUCCUUGCUCUCAAGGAGUUUCCAUUCUAUCCCUUUUUUAAGCAAGUUAGAAGACAGGGAUGGGGUAACAUAGGAAUGGGACACCGUAGACUGGUGGGAAGUGGAGUGGCAAGAGUUUAAGCCAAGAUGAAGUUAGUCAAGUGAAAGGAAGAGUGAUUGAUGACAUCAAUGUAGAAAUGGUCCCAGAUCAUAGACCAGAUUAUGGUCAUUGUCACAGAUUUAGAGUUAGAGCCUUGGAAGAAUAGUCCAAAUUCUCCAUUUUAUAGCUGAGGACACUAAGACCCAGAAAGGGGGAGUGGCAUGUUCUUAAAUCCUAAAUUAGACUGAAGAUGCAUAGAGCAAGUCAGACAACCCAAUUUCCCAUGUCCAUUAUAUUGGCCUUUUCAGGCUAUUUGCCUCCUUUUCAUCUAUUUGUCAAACAAAAUCUAUAUAAGAAUUUAGACCAUGUCCUGGAUAUUGUCUUGAAAUGAACUUAUUAAAUGUUAUUGAUUUUUUUCUAACGUAUCCUUAGGAUGGAAUGUAAAAGCUUGGUCAGUCCAGAUGGCUAAAAGUUGUCAUUAUUUUAAGCUCAACCCAAAAAAUAAACUCUGGUUUGCUUCCUAGAA
Molecule: messenger RNA, 3452 nt
Organism: Monodelphis domestica (gray short-tailed opossum)
Lineage: Eukaryota; Metazoa; Chordata; Mammalia; Didelphimorphia; Didelphidae
Product: C-C chemokine receptor type 5-like
Biological process (GO): G protein-coupled receptor signaling pathway; cell chemotaxis; calcium-mediated signaling
Cellular component (GO): membrane; cytoplasm; external side of plasma membrane
Molecular function (GO): C-C chemokine binding; C-C chemokine receptor activity
Source: RefSeq, a predicted model, not a curated record